Molecule: messenger RNA, 582 nt
Organism: Carassius carassius (crucian carp)
Lineage: Eukaryota; Metazoa; Chordata; Actinopteri; Cypriniformes; Cyprinidae
Product: bile salt-activated lipase-like
Exons: 5
Coding region: 1-582 (193 amino acids)
Biological process (GO): postsynaptic membrane assembly; chemical synaptic transmission; presynaptic membrane assembly
Cellular component (GO): cell surface; synapse; postsynaptic specialization membrane
Molecular function (GO): triacylglycerol lipase activity; signaling receptor activity; sterol ester esterase activity
Source: RefSeq, a predicted model, not a curated record
AUGGAGAACAUUGACUGUCAAAGUUUAGGUCUGUUGUGUGACAUCAAAGCUAUCUCACAGAGUGGUGUUGCUCUCUGUCCCUGGGCUGUCAAUAGAAAUCCACAACAGUAUGCUGAAGAGAUUGCAAGAAAGGUCGGAUGUCCUACUGAUAGCGGGAUGGUGGCUUGUCUGAGGAGCACAGAUCCGAAGACUGUGACUCUUGCUGGAACUGUGAGCUUCAUUAUAUCUUCUGGCUCUGCCCUGGCCAUCGAUGGUGACUUCAUCCCAGACGAGCCUGAAACCCUUUAUGGGAAUGCUGCUGACAUUGAUUACAUCGCUGGAGUCAAUGACAUGGACGGCCACAUCUUUGCCACCCUUGACAUCCCCUCGAUCAACAACGCACUGGAGUCCACCCCUGUUGACCCUAAUAAGGGUGAGUCCAUUGUUCCUGUAACCUGGCCUGAGUUUGCCAGCAAUCACCAUCAGUACGUGGAAAUCAACAACAACAUGAACAAAAACAGCGUGAAGCAGAUGUUGAGAACGCAUUUGGUUUACUACUGGACUACCGUCUUUGCCAGCUUCCCUGGUGUCCAGAAGAACUGA